CUCCCACGCAGAAGCAGGUCCCCUCCCCCCCUCCAUCCAGGCCCGCGGCGGGAGGCGACAUGAACAACAAAGAAGGUGGAGGCCACGGCCGAGGGUCAGGAGGGUUCAGGAAAAGAAAGCAUGACACUUUCCCACAUGGCCAGAGAAGAGAAGGGAAAGAUGUUAACUCGUCUUCUGCUGUGAUGGUGGCCUUCAAAUUGUUUCAACAGGAACUUGAUACUAGACAUGACAAGUAUGAAAGACUUGUGAAACUCAGUCGUGAUAUAACUGUUGAAAGUAAAAGGACGAUUUUUCUCCUCCAUAGGAUUACUAGUGCUCCUGAUGUGGAAGAAAUAAUGAAUGAAUCAGAAAGUAAACUGGAAGCUGUCAGGCAGAAGAUUAAGCAGGUAGCCCAAGAACUAUGGGGAGAAGAUAUGUAUCAGUAUCACAGAGCUAUUACUCCAGGGCUUCAAGAAUAUGUGGAAGCUGUGUCUUUCCAACACUUCAUUAAAACACGUUCACUAAUCAGUGUGGAUGAGAUCAACAAACAAUUGGUAUUUAUAUCAGAAGACACCAGAGAAGAAAAUAACACUGUCUCCUCAGAUUUAGAAGACAAACCCAAACCCCUCUGCACUUGGAGCCUGAAGGUGACACCUGUUGAUUAUCUUCUGGGCGUGGCAGAUUUAACUGGAGAAUUGAUGAGGAUGUGCAUCAACAGUGUGGGAAAUGGUGACAUUGAUACCCCUUUUGAAGUGAGCCAGUUUUUGCGUCAGAUUUAUGAUGGGUUUUCAUUUAUUGGUAAUACAGGACCUUAUGAAGUGUCUAAGAAAUUAUACACACUGAAACAGAGCCUAGCCAAGGUAGAGAAUGCAUGCUAUGCCUUAAAAGUUAGAGGUUCAGAAAUUCCAAAGCACAUGUUAGCAGAUGUGUUUUCAGCCAAAGCAGAAAUGAUUGAUCGAGAGGAGGGUAUUUCAUAAAAGAGCAACAUUCAACUCUUGCCAAUGUCCAUAAGGGAGAUCAGUUUGAAAGACUGUUAUUUAGUAUUUCAUUUUACUUUUUGUGGCUUUUAUUUAGUAAUGUUUCAGUUUUACCUGACAAAAUUAUUUGCACUGUUUUAAACUCUGUACAUUGCUGUACAUAAAAUUGAUGAAAUUAUUUGAUGAAAUUAUUUACUCCAUGUAUCUUCUGUUUUAAAAUGUUUGGCAUAUUGGACUGUCUGAGCUUCCCAGUGACCAACUACUGUCUGUCACAUAUCCCUGUGAGGUACUUAUUUCAUAGAGCAGUCACUGCCAUUCCCAUUAUAGUUAACUGUUGAAUUAUGGAUUGUAUAAUGUUUUGUUAAGCCAUUAAUAAUUUGAUUGGUGAUUCUAUUAUAUCUAAAAAGGGCUUUUUAAGCCUUAUAUUUUGUCUUGAACGUCUUAUUUAAAUAUCUUGCACCAAAGCCACUAGAAUGGAUUUGGUGUCUAAGCAUGGUACCAAAGGCUUGGAAAAGCCAUGACCUACAUAAAGAACAAUUAAAUAGAAAGGAGAAUUCAUCAAAUUCCUGUGAAAUGGUAGCAGUGAGAAUUGACAUUGUGUUCUGAUUAAUAAGUGCACAUGGAUUCGUGUGUUUCAGUAACACAUCUUGCAGAAUAAUAUUCUUGUACCAGCUAUUCUAUUUUAAAUUGAAAUCUUCUGCUCUUCAUUACAGAGGAGCUGAAACUGAAUUGAUGCUAAAAGUAAAGUAUCUUAUGAAGUUGGUCAGCAUUAAAUAUUUUCACAUGGAAAUGAAAUAUGUUUGCCAACAGUUUAAAAAAAAAGUAGGAGAGCUGGCUAAUUAUUAUUGUUUGUUAAAUUUUAUUACAUCAAGGCUUAUUUUGACCAUCAUGCAUUUAUUUUGAUUUAUCUUGAUGCCUGCCUAUUUUGGCUUUUCUUAGGAAUCAUUUUUUAAAAUAGCAAUGAAAUAUUGUAGGUUAAAAGAUUUAAUUCAUUCAUAACUUCAUAGCUGUCCAACUUAUGCUAAUUGAGAUAUAGGAGAUUACCAAAGAAAAAUUAUCAUGUAUAAUUUAGCAAUAAGAAAUUGCAGUUCCAAGUGCUUUUAGCAAUAGUAUUAGUCACAGAGCCAAAUCCUGUAACUAAUCCCUUAGGAACUAGAAUGGUGGUCCCUUUUAUGCCAGUACUAUUUAGAAUUGGAAUUUACAAACUAAAAUUAGGAAUAGCUAAUUCCCUGUGAUCUUGACAUAGGCAUUAUACAGUUGAUACAGAAAUUUCCAUUUGGAUUUAAGAACUUUAAGUUUUGAGAACUUUGAUAAAGAAAUGAAUUUUGGGGAGACUGCCCCUGAUUACAGGGGCUGCUUUCUCUAUAUCAACCUUUGAAGGGAAUGUGGAAAUAUGUGCCUAAUGUCAGGUCUUUUUUAUAUGUUUGUUUUUUCAAAUAAACUUGUCACUAUGCUUAUAAGGUUAUUCCCCUAUUACUAUGUUUUGUUCUUUUCCUUUAAACCACCUUGCAUUACAUUUAUAAUAUUGUUUACCCUUUUACUUUGAUCAUUUCCAUGUAAAAAAAAUAUUGAAUUGAUAAAGGAUUGUUUUGUGAAUGUUUAAAAUGAAAUAUUUUGAAUAAAACCAUUUUAAAAUGUAGAAAAA
This is a messenger RNA of Antechinus flavipes (yellow-footed antechinus), 2601 nucleotides long. RefSeq names its product translin associated factor X (gene TSNAX). The transcript is spliced from 6 exons. The record is from RefSeq and is a predicted model, not a curated record. Gene Ontology annotation, molecular function: RNA endonuclease activity; sequence-specific DNA binding; RNA binding. The coding region runs from base 60 to 956 and encodes 298 amino acids. Gene Ontology annotation, cellular component: cytoplasm; nucleus. NCBI's taxonomy places the organism in Eukaryota, Metazoa, Chordata, Mammalia, Dasyuromorphia, Dasyuridae.